GGGUGAGAAGCAACCAAUGGUUCCUUGCUUCCUUGGCGGCAUGGAGAAUUGUAGAAAUGCGAUCACAAUCAAAGCUUAUUUCUCAGGCACAUCCGACGCUUAAUCUAGUUCAUCCAACCCCCGAAGUUUUUAUCUGGAACACAAUUAUUCGAUCUCAUUUCCGUCAUGGCGAUCGAUCACUACCCUCUGUCUCUGCUCCACUCUCCGCAUUCCUUCGCAUGCGUUUCCAUGGCGUCAACCCAGAUUUCUACACCUUCCCUUUCAUUCUUCAAUUAUUUCAAAUCCCCUCUUAUCUCCAUCUGGGUAAGUCCAUUCACGCUCAGAUUCAUCACUUCGGCUUCGUCCGUAAUCGAUUCUGUCAGACGUCUCUCAUCAACAUGUAUUCCAAUUGUGGCGAUAUGUAUCUCGCUAGAAAGCUAUUUGACGAGAUAAAUCUCCCUGAUUUGCCUUCUUGGAACUCGAUUCUCACAGGUUAUAUUAGAAUUGGUUUGGUUGAUAAUGCACGUAAGGUGUUCGACGAAAUGCCUGAAAGAAAUGUCGUGUCUUGGAGUUCUAUGAUAGAUGGGUAUAGUAGGUGUGGAGAUUGUGAAAAGGCACUCCAAUUGUUUAAUUCUAUGGAAGGAUCGAAACCGAACGAAUUCACCAUGUCCUCGGUUCUCUCGGCUUGUGGUCAGCUCGGUAAUUUGGACAAAGGAAUGAACGCUCACGAUUACAUUAAGGAAAACGAUAUGGAAAACAAUGUAAUUGUCGCAACAGGUUUGAUCGAUAUGUACGUGAAAUGUGGGAGUAUCGAUAGAGCAAGAGACGUGUUUAAUAAGUUAGGUCCAACCGAGGAUGUAAUGGCUUGGACCGCCUUCAUCUCCGGUUUGGCUAUACACGGCUGCAGCCAUGAAUGUCUUGAACAAUUUAAUAACAUGUUGGUUCGAGAAGUAAGGCCUAAUUCAGUUACGUUCGUUGGUUUGCUCUCCGCGUGUGCUCAUGGAGGCUUAGUAAGCGAAGGAGAAGCGUAUUUCGAUAGGAUGAUGAACGAGUUCGGAAUUAGUCCGAGGAUUCAGCAUUACGGUUGUAUGGUUGAUCUUUAUAGCAGGGCAGGUUUGGUAAGAAGGGCGUGGGAUUUGGUUCUAUCGAUGCCAAUUGAACCGGAUGUUCUUAUAUGGGGAUCUCUUUUGAGUGGUUCGAGGACGCAUUUUGACGUGGAAAUGUGCGAGAAAGCAAUUGGGAAACUAAUCGAGUUAGAACCGAUGAAUAGUGGAGCUUACGUGCUUUUAUCGAAUGUGUAUGUAAAAGCCGGGAGAUGGAAAGAUGUGAAAAUUGUUCGCGACUUGAUGAAGGCGAAGGGGGUGAAGAAAGUUCAAGGGUAUAGUAUGGUUGAUAUAGACGGGGUUAGGCAUAGAUUUGUUGUGGGCGAUGAGUCCCAUCCCGAGAUUAGAGAUGUUUAUGUUAAGCUUGAUGAGAUUAUGAUGAAGUUGAAAAUGGAGGGAUAUGUUGGGGAUGUUAAGGAGGUGUUGCUUGAUUUGGACGAGGAAGAAGGGAAGGAGAUGGCAUUGUGGAGACAUAGUGAGAAAUUGGCGGUUGCAUUUGCGAUUUUGAAAACGGGGGAGGGUGAGUCGAUUCGUGUGAUGAAGAAUCUUAGGAUUUGUAGCGAUUGUCAUGUUGCGAUGAAGAUGAUUUCGAGGGUAUUUAAUAGGGAGAUUAUUGUUAGGGAUUGUAAUAGGUUUCAUCGAUUUUGUAACGGUAUUUGUUCUUGUAACGAUUUUUGGUGACCAUUUCUAUAUGGUUUGAUG
Impatiens glandulifera is the source of this 1784-nucleotide messenger RNA. RefSeq names its product pentatricopeptide repeat-containing protein At3g62890. The record is from RefSeq and is a predicted model, not a curated record. The transcript has a single exon. Bases 57 to 1763 code for a protein of 568 amino acids. Lineage: Eukaryota; Viridiplantae; Streptophyta; Magnoliopsida; Ericales; Balsaminaceae. Gene Ontology annotation, molecular function: RNA binding; zinc ion binding; protein binding. Gene Ontology annotation, biological process: RNA modification.